Molecule: messenger RNA, 795 nt
Organism: Malassezia vespertilionis
Lineage: Eukaryota; Fungi; Basidiomycota; Malasseziomycetes; Malasseziales; Malasseziaceae
Gene: CKS1
Product: Cyclin-dependent kinases regulatory subunit (Cell division control protein cks1)
Exons: 4
Coding region: 1-795 (264 amino acids)
Biological process (GO): DNA-templated DNA replication
Molecular function (GO): chromatin binding; cyclin-dependent protein serine/threonine kinase regulator activity
Source: RefSeq, a predicted model, not a curated record
AUGGCAAGCGAACCAUCGUACGAGGAUUUCGUGGAAUGGCAUGUGAUUUUGCCAAAGCCAUUUUUAAAACGAAUUCCGAAGGAGUAUUUUGACCCCGAAGAGCCGGGCGUGCUGCGCAUUCUUUCGGAUGCCGAAUGGCGUGGUAUCGGCAUUACACAGAGCCUGGGCUGGGAGCACUACGAGGUACAUGCCGACCAUGUGCUGAUUCGUGACGCGGUGAAGACGACAGAGGCGCAUUUUCGGCGUGUAUUCAGCGAGCCAGAGCGCCGCCUUCGUGUCCCGCUGCUCGAUGCACACUCGAUACAUUCGCUGCUACGCCGCUCGCAAUCGGACGAGGGGCGCCGUGAAGGUGUGCUUGUGCGAUGGCGCUGCAUGGUCCAAGAUACUGGAUUUGGGUGCGAGCUCUUCCUCGCGACGCUCAAGGCCAACGGCGCGUGCGUCUCGGGUUUGUACGGCGCGGAAACGAUGGUCGAUACGGCGCAGGAUACAUUGCCGGAGCCGGAGAACCUCACUGAGCGGACAGUCGUUUGUGCAAUUAGCCCGCCGGGCGAGAUGGCAUGGUGCGAACAACUUGCCACGGGCGAUUCCGCUCAAGAUACGGCUGGUUUGGCCCUUGCAAUGGACAAGAUGGACGUGGGAGGCACUGCUGAAGUUCAGCUCUGCGAUCGCGCGCGCAUUCCUGUUGCAGAGCAGCCGAGCAUAACUGCGCUGGUCAAGUGCUACGAUGUAGACGCUGCCGAAGGGCUGCGUACUACGGAUAUGAUCGACGUGGUCGGCCUGUUGGACACUAGCUAG